GUCAUCUUGGGCCGGGGCCCAGGCCCAAGCCUGCCAGCGCCGGCUAUAAUUAGCGGGCGCGGCUGCCGAGGGGCAGGCGGCCCGAAGCAGAGCAAGCUCCAGUUAGAGGCAGUCCCCCGACCCUGGGCCAUGAGCGUCUCCGACCCCGGACACCGUCGCUCGGACGCGCGGCGCGUCUCCCUGCGGGUCCCGAAGGGCCGCGCGGACGCCGGUUCACCCGGCCGGAGGAACGGCGCCUGGACCCCGGACGAGGACCCCGGUUCGCCCCCCUUUCCUCUGGGGGAACCUGGCCCCAGGGCCCUGUCCCUGGAGGAGGAGGGAGAAGAUGAGGACGAAGGGGACGCCGCGGGGCCGCAGGGGCUGCGCAGCGAGGAGCACCCGGGCCAGUUUUUCGCGGAGGCACAGCGGCUGCGGGAGCAGAGGCUGCUGCUGGACGAAGAGGUGUCGGUCGGGGGGAGAGUGUACGGGGCGCAUCGCGUGAUCCUGGCCGCGGUCAGCAGCCUCUUCCGCGGCCGGCUGCUGGGCGGCGCGGGUCCGCGAGGCCCCCUCAGCCUCGACGUGGCCCCCCGCGCCUGGGAGGCCGUGCUGACCUUCGCCUACCAGGGCGCGCUGCCGAGUGCCGCCCCGCUGCAGGACCUGCUGGUCGCCGCAGACGCCCUGGGGGCGCCCCGGGUGAAGGCGGCGGCCCAGCGGAAAUUCGAGAGGGCUGGAAGCGCCCUGGACGACGAAAAACAGCCCAGCCAGGCGGAGGAGCUGAGGGAGAACCUGCGCAGCAUUGAACUUUUAUACCAGGAGGGCGUCGGUUGUGACCUGGAGCUGGAGGCAGGCGGCUGCCGGCUGCGGGUGCACCGAGCAGCCCUGGCCUGCGGCAGCGAGUUCUUUGGGGCCAUGCUCCUGAGUGGGAUGAAGGAAUCCCAGGGCACAGAGGUGUCUCUGCAAACCAUCUCUGCCCAGGACCUGCGACUCCUUGUCUCUUUUGCCUACUCUGGGGUUGUGCAGGCAAGAUGGCCAGGACUGCUGAGGGCUGCCCAGGCUGCUCUGCAGUACCAGAGUUCUUCCUGUCUGGAUCUGUGCCAGAGAGCCUUGGGACAGAGCCUCAGCCCUGCCCGUUGCCUGGCCCUCUUCCCCAUGGCUGAAGCCCCUGGACUAGAGAGGCUCUGGAGCAAAGCUCAUCAAUACCUGCUCACUCACCUGCCUGCUGUAGCUUCCUGCCCCACUUUCCCUUCUUUACCAGCUGCUUGCCUGGCCAAACUCCUGGACAGUGAUGAGCUACACGUGCAAGAGGAAUUUGAGGCCUUUGUGGCUGCCCGGUGUUGGCUAGCUGCCAACCCCGAGACGCAGGAGUCAGAAGCCAAGGCCCUGCUUCAAUGUGUCCGCUUUGGCCGCAUGUCCACCAGAGAGCUUCGGAAAGUACGGGCAGCAGGGCUGCCUCCACCCCUUUCUGAGGACUUGCUGCGUCAACUGAUAGUGGAGUCUGAGGUUCCAGGUAGAGAGAGGCGGAGGGAGCCUGACCAGGCUUUGGUGGUGAUUGGAGGAGACAGGCUCAAAUCAGACUUGUCUGGAACACAGCCUUCCCGAGGAGUGUGGUGGGCCCGGGCCUUCCGCUGCGGCAUUGGACUGGUUCGGAAUGUGGAGUGGGGGCAGUUGCCUGCUCUACCUGCCCCAGGGCGCUUCCGGCAUGGGGCCACGAGCCUAGCAGGAAAUGAAAUCUAUGUGUGUGGGGGACAGGAUUACUACAGCGACUUCAACACCUUGGCUUCGACUCUCAGGUGGGACCCCAGUCAAGAGGACUGGGAGGAGGUGGCACCUUUGUACCAGGCUCGGAGUUUUUUCCCUCUGGUGGCACUGGAUGGACUACUGUACGCCCUGGGUGGACGAGCCCAUGGUGUCGUCCUAAACUCUGUGGAGACUUAUAACCCUAAGCUCAAUGUCUGGAGGCCAGCACCUGCACUUCCAGCACCACGCUUUGCCCAUGCAGCAGCUAUUUUGGAGGGCCGAUUGUACAUAAGCGGUGGCUGCAAUGGGGCUGGCCAAUUCCUGGCCUCAUUGCUGCAGUAUGAUCCCAAACUUGAGAAGCCAGGGACACUUCUAAGCCCUAUGGGCAUACCUCGAGCUGGCCAUGUCAUGGCUGCUCUGGGUGGGCGGUUAUAUGUUGCAGGUGGGCUAGGUGAGACUGGCGACCUGCUGAGCUUUGAGGCCUACGAACCAAAGACUGAUAGCUGGACCCACUUGGCACCCCUGCCCUCCCCACAUGUGGGAGCUGCAGGCGCCGUGCUGCAGGGGGAGUUCCUGGUGCUGGGGGGCUAUAGCCACCUUACUUAUGCCCUCUCUUACUUUGUCCAUGCUUACUGUCCUGGCCUGGGCCGAUGGCUCUGCCUGGGAACUCUGCCAAGGCCUCGGUCUGAGAUGUCUGCCUGCAUCCUGACACGGCCCAUCGUGCAGCACGUAGCUUUAGGUCCCACACGGCACCAAACCAAACCUGCUGGGUGAGGUGGAGAGCAGCAGCAGUGGAUGGGGGAGGAAAGGAGAAGACACAUCAUGAGAGAGGACAGAGAUGAUGGGGGUGGGGAGAAAGAAGGCUUUAUUCAUGAUAGUACAUAUUUUAUUUUAGUACAAUGCUUUACAACUCAAACUGCUUUUGAAUAUAUGAUCUCCAUGGAAGAAAAGAUGGCUCCAGAAUUCCUGGGAAAAGGGCAUUGAGAAAGGGGAGCAGUUGCAUAGUUAGACAAGGAGAGGAGACCCAGGAGCAACUCUUCAAGAUUUAGGGUCCCCAGUACUAUUCUUAGUGGGAAAAGUACAUCUGACUGGGAAGACAGUUAAGAAGCUCCAGUAGCCAAGGUAUUGGAGCCAUGAGAAGACAGCUGGACAAAUGAUGAUUCUGACCCAUGAAUCAAGGAGAAAAGUGUGAAAAGGCCGUCCAUGAAUGAGUCUGAGGAGUCGGAAGGGAGGAAUGUAAUUGUUGAGCCCUUCCUUUUCCCAGGCUUUGCUCCUCUCUACCCUCCAGUCCCUUGGACACCUGAACACUCUUGACGAUAUUCUUUCUCAGGUAACUUGUAGGUCCAGACUAGUGUUUCAACAGCCCAGACACCACAGGAUGCCCCUAAGAGCCUCUUGGUUUUCAGUCUGAGGCCCUAGUCCCCACCUGGACCUGGCACAGCACAGGGCCCUGAGAUGGCAGGGUGAUGAGGUGGGAGUGCUGCCCGUGGGGAAGAUGAGGAGGACAGAGCCAAAGUGGGAGGUGCCGUGGUAGAAGAAGGAUGAUAUGAAGCCGGAGGGGAUGGGGUGGAAGAAGUCGGAAGCCUGUCUAGCUUCUUUCCUUCCCUCUGGGGUGAAUGGAGGGAUUAGGAGUGAAAAGAGGACAGUUGUGUAAGGUUAUGGGAAGAAGUGGUAGGAAGAAGAGAGGCAGAGAGGACCUGGAAAGUUAGUUUUCCUCCUUUCUGUGCCUUUCCUCCAGGCUUUUUCUGAAUCGAUUUCCCUUUUUCUUGGCCAGGGAACACUGAGUCAGUGUUCUCUGACUCAGCUUCCUCUGUCACUUUCUCCACCCUGCUCUUCCUUUUUUUCUUCUUUCUUUUCUCUCCUCAUUUCUCCCUCACACUUACUAAUUUCUUACUGUGCCAGGCAUAUAGUGCCAGGCACUAUAUGAGACACUAAGGAUGCAAAAGCCAGAGAGCUCCUGACCAGCAGACAGACUUAUACACAAACAAGUUUUUCAGUGAACUCAGAAGUGCUUUAGAACGCAUAAACUGCCUCAUACCUCCUACUUCUCAUACAUAUUGUACUGUAGUCAGUGCUGCGAGGGCCCCGAGGACGGAAGUGAAGGAGUAAACUGUGCCCAGAGAAGGCUUCUGUUAUGGAAGACAUCAGUAUCAGAUGGGUGUACUGGAUACUGAAGGCUAUCCGACUUGCCAGUCAGAGAAGGAGGAAGGCAUUCCUGUCAGAGAAAGGAAGCAAAUGGGGAAUGUAGUGCCCUGUGUCUCCAUAGCAAAGGGGAAGUCAAAAUUCCAGUGGUUCUUCAGAGAAUUCUGCUGUUGUGGCCAACCUACUCUCUUCUCUGGAGGCUUUUUGAAGACAAUGGCUUUCACUUAAUGAUUGUAUAUGCCCUCCUUCACAGUUCCCCUAAAUCUUUGGUAUUUCCAUUUCUGACCCUUAAGCAGCUUAGGGCAAAGAAAGACAAAAUAUUUGCAUAGAUCAAUCUUCUCUUAUCAUUGUUUAUUAAGAUUCUCACACUCUUAAGGGUGAGAUACAGGAACCUCUAUUGUAUCUUUCUUAAUACUGGCCCCAGAGAUACUUGGAAAAAAUAUUUUUUGUGUCCUUAUUUUAUUAAGGUUUUUUCCCUAAUUCUGUUUUGGAACAUAGUUGAACAUGAGGAGGGGUAAUUAAGGUAUAUAAGAGAAAAGAAGAAAGAUUGAAAAAGACGGGGAAGAAAGAAAUUGGAAGCAUCAAGAAACUAUAAGAAUUGAGUCUUGAGAGUGAACUGUGAACACUUUCUUUUGUGAUCUGUACACAAAAAUGGGCUUAAAUAAAAGUUUCCCCAUGAUUGAGUCA
This is a messenger RNA of Artibeus jamaicensis (Jamaican fruit-eating bat), 4545 nucleotides long. It is a transcript of the gene KLHL33, whose product is annotated as kelch like family member 33. The transcript has 5 exons. The record is from RefSeq and is a predicted model, not a curated record. Gene Ontology annotation, molecular function: protein binding. The coding region runs from base 130 to 2490 and encodes 786 amino acids. Lineage: Eukaryota; Metazoa; Chordata; Mammalia; Chiroptera; Phyllostomidae.